CUCGCGGCCGCUGCGGGUACACUCGCUGCACGAUGGCGGAGGGAGGCGGACCCGAGUCGGGUAACGCUUCGGGCCCCGACGAGAAGCCGGUGAUCGCACAGACACCAGUACCGUCCACCGAGAGUCAAAAGCAGAGCAUCGGCACACUGCUAAAAACGCCACUUCGAAAGGGAGACGAGUGGUAUUUGAUUGACAGCCGGUGGUUCAAACAGUGGAAGAAAUAUGUGGGCUUUGACAGCUGGGAUUUGUACAAUGUUGGAGAGCACAAUCUGUACCCUGGACUCAUUGACAACUCUGGACUCUUUUCAGAUCACGAGUCUCAGACGUUGAAAGAGCAUCUCAUAGACGAGUUAGACUAUGUUUUAAUGCCUACAGAGGCCUGGAAUAAGCUGGUCAGCUGGUAUGGCUGUCUGGAGGGUCAGAAACCCAUCAUCAGAAAGGUUGUUGAACAUGGAAUGUUUGUGAAGCACUGUAAAGUGGAAGUGUAUUUGCUUGAGUUGAACCUGUGCGAGAAUGACAACAUGGACAAAGUUGUCACCCGCCAUUUCAGCAAAGCAGACACUAUAGAUACUAUUGAAAAGGAGAUGAGGUCUUUAUUCGAUAUCCCAAAUGAAAAGGAAACUCGACUUUGGAAUAAAUAUAUGAGUAACACUUAUGAACAACUUAACAAGCUUGACAGCACCGUACAGGACGCAGGGCUUUUUCAGGGCCAGGUUCUUGUUAUAGAGAAGAAGAAUGAGGAUGGCACAUGGCCCAGACAGACCUGCCAUUCAAAGUCCAGUACUUCCACCUCUCGGAAUUAUACAACCUCCCCAAAACUCGCUUCAAACUCAUCUGCCACCAUAUCCUCCACAAUAACAAAUGGGGAUAGCAAUAGCAACUCUGGCUACAUGUUGAACAACAGUACUUCUGGUAACAGACUGGGAGGUUACAACUCCUACAGCUCCUACAGUUACAGAGAAUCUACCGCUCAGCCAGGCCUCUGCGGUCUGAGCAACCUGGGCAACACCUGCUUCAUGAACUCUGCCCUCCAGUGCCUGAGCAACACUCCCCCUCUAACGGAAUAUUUCUUGGAGGACCGGUACGAAGCUGAGAUCAACCGGGAAAAUCCAUUAGGGAUGCGAGGGGAGAUUGCAGAGGCCUAUGCGGAUCUGGUCAAACAGAUGUGGCUUAGUCGGAGCAGUUAUGUUGCUCCACGCACUUUUAAAACCCAAGUGGGCCGGUUUGCCCCGCAGUUCUCAGGGUACCAGCAACAAGACUCUCAGGAGCUGCUGGCCUUUCUGCUGGACGGCUUACAUGAGGACCUUAACCGUGUUAAGAAGAAGCCUUAUCUGGCCCUGAGAGAUGCUGAGGGGCGCCCUGAUGAGGUUGUAGCCAAGGAAGCAUGGGCGAAUCACCGGUUGCGGAACGAUUCAAUAAUUGUGGACAUCUUCCAUGGCUUGUUCAAAUCUACGCUGGUUUGCCCAGAAUGCUCCAAAGUUUCUGUUACCUUUGACCCCUUCUGCUACCUCACACUGCCCCUGCCCAUGAAAAAGGAUCGCACUAUGGAGGUGUUCCUGGUCCACACUGACCCACAGUUUAGACCCAUGCAAUAUCGUGUAGUAGUUCCCAAAAUGGGUGUAGUGGCAGACCUGUGCAGUGCUUUGGCCAAGCUAUCUGGAGUUCCUUCAGAGAAUAUGGUUGUGGCAGAUGUUUACAAUCACAGAUUCCACAAAAUCUACAGACAGGAUGACGGUCUCAAUCACAUCAUGGAGAAGGAUGACAUUUUUAUUUAUGAGGUGUUAGAGGAAGAUAGUGAUAAGAUGAACCUGCCAGUGUACUUCAGAGAGAGGCAUGCUAAGCACAGCGGAGGCUCUUCGGGCACGAUGCUCUUCGGCCAGCCUCUCCUCAUCACCGUCCCACGCCACAACCUUACUGUAGAUACCCUUUAUGAUUGCGUGCUGGAGAGGAUCGGGCGCUAUGUUAAACGUUCACAGGGUACCAUUACAGACAGUAGAGCAUCUGCCUCGGCCACAUCCUCUAGUAGCAGCCAAUCACCAGAAUGCCUCGCUUCAGUGUCCAGUCACAGCACAGGCCUGAGUGGCUGCAGCAGCCCAGUUUCAGAUGGAGCUUCCUGCAGCGCUGGAUCCAACAGCAGCAACCACUCUGGAACCUGCAAUGGCCCCAAUGGAGUUUAUGAUGGUGAUGAGGAAGCCAUGGAUCACCAGGAGAGUCCAGAACCAGAGAACAGUAAUUCAGACACUGUGGAUGGAGAGGAGGAUUCAGAACCAGAGAAUGGGCCCAAUUGCAGCGGUGGAAAAUCUUUUACUUCUCGACCGAAACUCUUUUCUUUCAGCAUGGUCAACUCCUACGGCACAGCCAACAUUAGUUCUCUCCCAUUUGAUGGCAAUCUCCUAAAGCUCACAACUCACUCUACAGUAGCCAUUGAUUGGGAUUCAGACACAAAGAAAUUGUGCUACGAUGACCAGGAGGCUGAGGCCUAUGACAAACAUGAGAGCAUGCUACAUGCUCAGAAGAAGAAGACUACAGUAGCUUUAAGAGAAUGCAUCGAGCUCUUUACUACAAUGGAGACCCUGGGAGAACACGACCCCUGGUACUGCCCCACGUGUAAGAAACACCAGCAGGCCACAAAGAAGUUUGACCUGUGGUCUCUCCCUCGCAUUUUGGUCGUGCAUCUGAAGCGCUUCUCUUACAACCGCUGCUGGAGAGACAAGCUCGACACUGUUGUAGACUUUCCAAUUAGGGACUUGAACAUGUCAGAGUUUGUUUGUGACCCCAAAGCUGACCCAUACGUCUAUGACCUCAUUGCUGUUUCCAACCACUAUGGAGGAAUGGGCGGAGGCCACUACACGGCAUACGGCAAGAACAAGGUGGAUGGCAAAUGGUAUUACUUUGACGACAGCAGUGUGUCGUCUGCAACUGAGGAUCAGAUUGUGACUAAAGCAGCCUAUGUGCUAUUUUACCAACGCAGAGAUGUGGACACGCCGUCCAAAUCCACCCCCUCCGCAUCACUAGGCGGAGCUCCAGAGACCCCGGAUGACCACAUGGACACCAACUGAGUUUCUUUUAGUCUUUCAAGGACUGGCACUGAAACAAAAACUACAUAAAGAUAAAAUCAUCAAUGCAUCGACACACAUCCCUGGCUACUUCAGUGACUAUUAAAGGCUCACAAACAGGCCCUUUGUUUUUAGCUUUAUUUUAAUUUUUUUUUUCCUUUUUUUUUUAUCAAGAGCCAAAAAAGAAUAUUAAUAAUAAAUAAAGAGAAUUUUAGUUUGAAGCGUGAUAUGAAAGACUUUAUUCUUGGACCUUGAUG
This is a messenger RNA of Sinocyclocheilus anshuiensis, 3313 nucleotides long. RefSeq names its product ubiquitin carboxyl-terminal hydrolase 4-like. Gene Ontology annotation, cellular component: nucleus. The transcript is spliced from 22 exons. Gene Ontology annotation, biological process: protein deubiquitination. Gene Ontology annotation, molecular function: cysteine-type deubiquitinase activity. Bases 33 to 3059 code for a protein of 1008 amino acids. NCBI's taxonomy places the organism in Eukaryota, Metazoa, Chordata, Actinopteri, Cypriniformes, Cyprinidae. The record is from RefSeq and is a predicted model, not a curated record.